Molecule: messenger RNA, 2263 nt
Organism: Callorhinchus milii (elephant shark)
Lineage: Eukaryota; Metazoa; Chordata; Chondrichthyes; Chimaeriformes; Callorhinchidae
Product: tumor necrosis factor alpha-induced protein 2
Exons: 13
Coding region: 206-2170 (654 amino acids)
Biological process (GO): exocyst localization; exocytosis
Cellular component (GO): exocyst
Molecular function (GO): SNARE binding
Source: RefSeq, a predicted model, not a curated record
AUGUGUGUGUGUGUGUGUGUGUGUGUGUGUGUCUGAUGUGCAUUGCAUAAAGCAAUGGGAAAUAACGGGAAAAGGCAGAGGGUGAGAGGAGGCAGAGGUUGGAGAAGACUUUCCUUGUUUAUUUUUUUUUAGGUGGACAAACAAGUAUAAAUCUGUGGAAGCUAGUUUUCAAAACUUGGAGCCAUUUGGUUAAGCAAUCUGAAUAAUGAAGAAGUUGAAAGCACUCUUGUUGGGGAACUGCAACAGGUCUUUGACUGACAAUAAUUCACCAAUGAAACAGAACACAGUAUUUUCAAGCCCAAGAACCAAACUCAAUGGCAAAAACAAAUUGAAUGCCAUGGACAACAAUAUCGAUAUUUUAGAAAUUAAUGGCAAACUUUGGCAUAAUACAAAACUCCUGCCAGUGGAAGACAUCAAGGAGCUUAUUGAACAGAAAAGAUAUUUGAAGGCUGACCAACACCUCAUCAAGUUAGAAUAUCAGUGUUACAGUUCUGAUAGCAUAGAGAAGGAUGAAGAUAAACUUAAAAUGGAGCAGGAAGUUGAAUCUUUGUAUGAACAUCUUGACUCUGCAAUCACCACAGUGUUAAAAACAUCCAUGAGCAUUUCCAAGGAAAAUCCUGACCUCCUGAAAAUGGUGGUACAAUUCAGAAUCCAGGAGGAGAAAAUGGAUCAGACCUACCAAGAGGAAGCGAAAAGAAAGUCUGGAAGAAUCCCUAAAGCCAGGCCAAGAGGGUGGAAAAAUAAAUGGCUGAAUAUUCUACAGCAGUCUGUGGAUGAAAGAAUAAGUAAAAUACCCAAUGCUUCGGAAGACAACAAAAUAAAUUGGGUCAUUCAGUGUUUAGGACAGCUUCUCAAAGAGCUCAAGGAGGAUGUGGACACUAUUGUGAAUCACGUCAAACCAUGUUAUCCUGAAGAUUACAAUAUUUGCAAAACAUAUGCAGACUGCUAUCAAAAGACAAUUUCUUCUCGGCUCACAGUAAUCACGGAGAAUGAAUUAAAAGGGAAAGAUCUGUACACACUUUUGCGUUGGAUUUAUGUUCACUAUCCAGGAGUCAUGAGCACUCUCACACAAACGGAGGAUGCAGACCAGAAACUUUGGAGGGAUCUGUUGUCACAAGAAAUGAUCAACCAGAUGGAAAAUGGUUAUAUUUCAGCUGUACAGACAGAUGCUAAAGCGUACAUGAGCAAAAGUCUCCAGAUGGAAGAGAUGAACUGGAUAAAUGGCAAAGAGCCUUUGAUGUUUCAGGAUUGUUAUCACAGUGAGCUGCCUAUUGAUAUAAUACAGAUCUUUGAUGGAGGUGCCCGAGAGGCCAGUUGUCUCACUCCUGAUCUGAAUAAUCGAGUAUUGGGUAUUAUGCUGGACGAAAUGAUGUGCUUCCUGGAAAGCUUCCAGGAAUCAGUGAAAUGCUUUGAGAAAACUUAUCUGGACCAUGAGAAUUUCAUUUCAACUAUGAUAUUGGUUAACAAUAUCUGUGAAUCUUUCAGGGAGUACCUCAACAAAAAUGGCAAGAUCACAAAUGAGGUCAAGGAGAAUGCCCUGUCAAUUCUGAAUAAAAUGGAAAAGAACGGAAAAGACGUUUUGCAAAAGUCCCUGUUUUGUGAAUUAAAGCCUUACUGCAAGUUCUUGAUAACCGAGAAAUGGGUUUCACAUCCAGAGCCUAUAAAUAACAUACUAGAAAUAACACAAAGACAACUGAUAAAGUUCAGGAAACUGAAAGCCCAGCAGUUUCAGGGCCUGUUGGAAGAAAUCCAUGAGCAACUCAUUGCAGAAUAUAUUUCGAGAAUUAUGAAAAGGAAGUUGAGCUGCAAAACAGAAGAUCAGCAGAAAGCGUUUGCCAAUCAGCUGGAGAAAGAAGAUCAUCAGUUACAGGAACUCUUUAGUGUCAACGGGUCUCGUGCUGUUGGGCUGGCCACUGCCCUCCCAUAUAUAAGUGAAAUCAUCAGGCUCCAAGAUGUCAAUGCAAUAAAGAUGGAAGUUGGGGCUCUCAUUCAAGAAUUUCCAGACAUCAGAAAACAACACGUCGCAGCUAUCUUGUACAUUAAAAAGAACAUGAAGAAAUCAGAUGAAAAGGAUAUUCUUCACAUCAUCAAGGAACUCCUGAACUAUGGUACAGAUUCGUCCACAAGCAAGACAUUGUUCUCCAAUGCCGCAGUUUUGAAGACACUCUAAGAAUCACUGAACAAUCAAAUAAUUAUGUACUUAAGCACAGUUACAUUGCAAUUAUUAUUAUUAAUAAUAAUAUUAAUUUGUGGAGUCCUGUAG